UACCUCAUCAUCACUUGUUUGUCUUGUUUCAGUCACCACGAUCACGUUUGCUUCCGCAAGUGUCCCCCGGGCACCGUGUCCACCCUGGCCAGGCCUUUGUGGAUCAUUUAGUUGCUUUGAUGUGUAAGCCAGUUUCUCUGUUCCCGCCAUAGGCCGGCCGCCGCCCCGAACACCGGUGCAGUCUGGCUGGGUGGUGGUGGGCCAGGACCAAGACAGACUGGCUGGAGGCUACCAGGCAGACCAGUCCUUCCGUGGGUCUGUGACUAGACUCCGUAUUUGGAGUCGCCGGCUGCUCCCUCAGGAUAUAAUCGCCGUGGCUAAGUGCGAGUCCUCGCAGGACUAUGACGCCAUGUUUAUGUGGCCGUCACCCAGAGUCUGGACACUAAACCACACAGCGCAGAUACUGCAGGUCCCGCGCCUGGACAUUUGUCGCCCUAAGGGGCCUUUCCUCACGCUACUCUCUGCCAAAAUGUCGCUCAGGUUGGCGCAGCGCCUGUGCACUGCCGCAGCUUCUGAUGUUGUCAUUCCUACCUCGCAAAACGAGACUGAGACCAUCCUCAGCCUGACGUUGGAGGCCGGCAGCUCCUGCAGUGGUAGACCCAACGAGCCGCUGAUGUGGCUGGGCGCGUCUGAUGAGGACACGGAGGGUCGCUGGGUGGACGAGGAGGGUCGCCUUCUGUCUUACGAGAACUGGAUGGAAGGCCAGCCUAACGGCAUGACGCUGGAGAACAGAGCCGUGAUGACCAACGCAGGAACGUGGAUGGACCUGCACACUCGUAACUACCAGUAUUGCGCCGUGUGCAGCACCAAGAACGGCCGCCCACUGUUGCUGAGGGUGAGGGGGUUGUGCUCCAGCCUGCAGCACGACACUCGCUACAUUCAGGAGGGACAUGUACUGGCCAAGCCUUUCUUCAGGGGCUUCACUGUCUCCAAUAUAUCUUGGAGCGGAACCAAGUGGCUGGCACAGCACAAGGACAGCCCCGAGGUGGUGCUUUCCUUCACGCCGGAAGACCCACGGGAGCUGCCCCUAGGAAGGAAGACGUGGAUGGUGGCUGGGAAAAGCGACUGUGGGGACGAGAGCGGCCGUCUGGUACUCGCCCUCACCACCUGCGCGCCAGGACACUUCACUUGCGACGACGGCUCCUGCAUCCCUGCCAACAUGAGAUGCGACUUUCAGUCUGACUGUAAAGAUGAGAGUGACGAGACGGAAUGCGAGACAGUCACACUCCCGCCCGCAUACAAGUCCAACAUCCCGCCACGCCCAGCAUCCCCCACGCCCGACGCCGCCGCCCACCCGAUCUCCCUCCACAUCAACGUGCUCAGUCUGGAGAUAGUGACAGGCAAGAUGGAGAUUGUAAUGGACUUCACCGCCACGCUCAGAUGGACGGACCCGCGCCUCGUGUUCCGGGACCUGAAGCACGACCAGGCGACCAAUGCCCUGCAGCUCCCCGCCCUCAGGAGUCUGUGGGUGCCGCAGGUGAGGGUGUGCAAGGGCGUCACCGGGUAAAACAGACGAGAAAGAUAGUCGAUGGUUUACGUGUUAUUAUUUGUUUUCGUUUGAUUAGUCGAUGGUUUACUUGUUCUUAUUCUUUAUUUUGCUGAUUAUGUUCGUUUGUUUACUAAUAUGUCUGUUUACUAUAUUUAUUUGUUGUUUUUGUCUUUGCGCAAGGGUGUCGCCAGCUGAG
This is a messenger RNA of Portunus trituberculatus (swimming crab), 1685 nucleotides long. RefSeq lists its product as uncharacterized. The record is from RefSeq and is a predicted model, not a curated record. The transcript is spliced from 3 exons. NCBI's taxonomy places the organism in Eukaryota, Metazoa, Arthropoda, Malacostraca, Decapoda, Portunidae. Gene Ontology annotation, biological process: monoatomic ion transport. Gene Ontology annotation, molecular function: protein binding; extracellular ligand-gated monoatomic ion channel activity. Gene Ontology annotation, cellular component: membrane. The coding region runs from base 350 to 1507 and encodes 385 amino acids.